GUUCAGUCCAUUUUGAAAGAAAAGGAAACAAAAGUCAUGUCUCGAGUUGUUCGCUCAUCCAAGUUCCGCCACGUCUUUGGCGCGCCCAACAAGCGCGAUAGCUGCUACGACGGCAUCCGCGUCACUCGCAACGCAUGGGAUCGCGACUUUUGCGUCGUCAACCCCAAGUUUGUCGCCAUCGUGCUUGAGGCUGCUGGCGGUGGUGCCUUCCAGGUCAUCGCCCUCAAUCAGACCGGCAAGGUUGCCGCGGACAAGGGCAAGGUCACUGGCCACCGCGGUGCCGUCCAGGACAUUGCCUGGAACCCCUUCAACGACAACGUCAUCGCUUCGUGCGCCGAUGACUGCUGCAUUCGCCUGUGGGAGAUCCCAGAAGGCGGCCUGACUGAGGACCUGUCGGAGCCCCUCCUCGAGAUUGCCGCUCACGAUCGCAAGAUUGGUCAGGUGCUCUGGCACCCCACUGCCGAGAACAUUCUGCUCUCGUCUGCGUUUGACUUUUUGAUCAAGGUCUGGAACGUUGCCACCGGCCAGGAGCUCCGCGCCAUCGAGGGCCACACGGACACGAUCUACACGAUGUCGUUCAACCUCGACGGCUCGCUCCUCGCCACCACCUGCAAGGACAAGAAGAUCCGCAUCCUCGACCCCCGCUCUGGCGAGAUUGUCCAGGAGGGCAAGGGCCACGACGGCUCCAAGGCCUCGCGCGUCACCUUCCUCGCUGACAAGAAGGCGCUGUUCACCACUGGUUUCUCCAAGACCUCCGAGCGCCAGUACGCCCUCUGGGACGCCAGCGACCUCUCCAACCCCGUCAAGAUUGAGAACAUUGACACCUCGUCGGGUGUCCUCCUCUCGUACUGGGACCCCGACAUCAACGUCAUGUACCUUGCUGGCAAGGGUGACGGCAACAUCCGCUACUAUGAGAUUGACGACUCUGAGGGCCCUUCCAAGAUCAACGCCUACUUCCUCUCCGAGUACAAGUCCAACACCCCUCAGCGCGGCCACGGUUUCAUGCCCAAGCGCGGCUGCAACAUUGCCCAGUGCGAGGUUGCCCGCUUCUACAAGCUCCACGCCUCUGGCCUCUGCGAGCCCAUCAGCUUCACUGUGCCCCGCAAGUCUGAGACCUUCCAGGCCGACCUCUUCCCCGACACGUACGCCUACGAGGCGUCCCUGACCGCUGACGAGUGGUGGGCUGGCCAGAACGCCAACCCCAAGACCAUCUCGCUCCGAGACGGUUUCCAGGCCCCCGCUGCCAAGACCUUUGUCUCGUCCGCCCCCAAGAAGGUGGUUGGCUCGUCUGCCCCUGCCCCGGCUGCUUCGUCGUCGUCGUCGUCCUCUUCUUCGUCGUCGUCCUCGUCGUCGGUUGCCCGAUCGGCACCCGCUGCCGCGUCGUCCAGUGCCAACAACGCUGCCGUCGAGUCGCUCCAGGCUGACGUUGCCUCGCUCAAGGCUGAGGUCGCCAAGCUCAAGGAGCAGGUUGCUUCCCUUCUGGCCGCUGGCGCCUCGAGCAACGGCGCUGAGGCUGAGGCUGAGGCUGCCACUGCUGACGAAUAAAACAAACGUCGCUCAACAUUUCUAGAUUACAUCCCGUUCCCUCGAGCAGGGCGUGGAGCUUUGAGUCUGCGCCAUUGCUUGUUGUUUUGAUUCCUUUUUGGUUUUUUUUUCCUCUUCGCUCUCUUUUUGUGUAUGGUCUUUCUCUUGUGGUGUUUUGUGGCGUUUGAUGCUGCCCUUGGGUUGGCGCACAAUGUCCGAGCGCCUUUUUUUUUUUGUUCAACAACAACAAUAACAAUCUUGUUUCGAGCAAAAACAUUCUGUUCAAAGC
Molecule: messenger RNA, 1813 nt
Organism: Capsaspora owczarzaki ATCC 30864
Lineage: Eukaryota; Filasterea; Ministeriida; Capsasporidae
Product: coronin
Exons: 2
Coding region: 37-1545 (502 amino acids)
Biological process (GO): actin filament organization
Molecular function (GO): actin filament binding
Source: RefSeq, a predicted model, not a curated record